Messenger RNA from Scutellospora calospora, 1478 nucleotides. Lineage: Eukaryota; Fungi; Glomeromycota; Glomeromycetes; Diversisporales; Gigasporaceae. The record is from the annotation of a GenBank genome assembly.
GCCUAUACAGGGUUUACACCUGAUUUAUUACAAAUUACGGGUAUAUUUACAGGUUAUUACAGGGGUUUGUGGUUAAAAGUUCUCAUAGGGGAACAUGUAACCCAUAUAUUAUUAGCAGAGUUCGAUAUAGAUAAAGGUUCUUCUUUAGCACAUCAAUAUCCCGAGGCUACUGGUACGGAUGAACAUUUACUAGCGGAGUUAAUGUUACCAGAUGGUGCACAUUUACGUACCGAAGAUUGGACAGUAUUCUUUUUAAAUCAAUCAAUACCAGAUCCUGAUAAAAUAUCGAUUGAUCUAAUGUCCGAACAAUCACGAGAUAAUGAGACUCCGUUAUUAUAUGCAUUGAAUUUGGUUAGAACUAGGCAUGAUAAAGAAGCUAGAAGAGGUGCUGUAGUUAAAGCAAUGGCCAUUUGUACUAGACAUCAAUAUUUACAUAUUUAUAAGCCAGUUCUUUUAUUGGCACUUGAUAAUUACUUUCAAGAUCCAUCAGUAGAAUGUCUUGCAUCUCUUUACCAAGCUGUGAAUUCGAUGGAUUGUAAAUUUAUGCCAAUAUUUAAUGCUCAUGAAAAAGCUAUAUUACGAGCAUCAGAGAACAAAGAUAUGUUUGAAGAAAAGUUUAUUGCUUAUGAAAAUAGUAGAAAACAUAAACAAGAGAGUUCUGCGACAUCAUUGAACGAGCAAUCAUCUGACGAGAGUUCAGGUAAAGGAUUGGGAAUUAUUAAUGAAAAUAUUGAAGGUUAUGGGAGUGGAGAUUAUGUGAUUGUUAGUGAGGAAGAAAGGGAAAAAUUAAAGAGAGGAACCUAUAUCGAUUUGGCUCCAAAUUUGAGUAAAAAUAAAGAUAGACAUUUUUUCGAGACAAAAGUUGUGUAUAAUGGAAUUAAGCUGCCAAUAAGAGUGCCAUUAACGGUUAAUCCUGAAGAAGUUGGUGAUUUUUCGCUAAUAAAACUAAUCACCACAUUUAAUCCAACAUCACCGGCUCCAUUUAAUCACCCAUUUCAUCCGCACUUGGAUUCAAGUGGAAACCAAACCCAACCGAUAAUUUUAUUGCUUAAUGCGUUACUUACUCAGAAACGAAUUAUUUUUUUGGGACAAGGACAUCCGUCGGGUGAUGUUGCCAAUUAUGUGUUAUCUGCAUGUGCCAUGGGAAGUGGCAGUGGUGGUGUUCUUAGAGGAUUUACAGAACGAGCAUUUCCAUAUACUAAUUUAACCAAUGUAGAUGAUUUAUUAAAAGUACCAGGAUUUAUAGCAGGAGUAACAAAUAGAAUUUUUGAGGAUCAUAGUUCAUGGUGGGAUGUUUUAUGUAAUAUUGAUACGGGGAAAAUUACUGUUAGUAAGGAUAUUGCAACACCUUCAUAUGGAACUAAACCAGAUGAAAAACCUGAAGAAGGUAUUAGAUCUCCUUCAAGCAAAACUGAAUCUUGGGGGCGAGAAAAAUGGGACACCACCGAUAACGAAUUUAUGGCAGAAGUAUGUCAAAU